UAAGAAGCUCAAGCUGCGCAAUGUCAAUAUCACAAGAAGAACACACAUUGACGAACAAGCAUUUAAGGAAGGAUAGACAUUAACGCAGUCAGCGUUUUUCCCCGUUUUUUAUUUUUUAUUUUGCAUUAAUUCCCGAAGCGAAGAAUGCCUUUCCUUGGACAGGACUGGAGGUCGCCUGGCCAAUGUUGGGUUAAAACCGAGGAUGGAUGGAAAAAGACAACAACAGACGACAAGAACAACAACAUCUCAGUGGAAAGCUUCUGCAAAGCUGAACACGAGUGUUUCAACAAGGAGAACUUGCUGCUUUCUCUCGGUUACGACAUGGCUGCCAAGAAGAGGAAAAAAGACCUCAUGAACAACAACACCAAGGUUCCAUAUUUCCACAGGGAAAAGUGGAUUUAUGUUCAUAAAGGAAGCACCAAGGAGCGCCAUGGAUAUUGUACUUUGGGGGAAGCCUUCAACCGCUUGGAUUUCUGCAGCGCCAUCAAGGACACAAGGAGGUUCAAUUACGUCGUCAGACUGCUGGAGCUUAUCGCCAAAUCGCAACUCCCUUCACUCAGCGGCGUUGCUCAAAAGAACUACAUGAAUAUUCUGGAGAGAGUGGUGCAAAAAGUGCUGGACGACCAGCAGAACGUGCGUCCCAUCAAGGAGCUUCUCCAGACUCUUUAUCUAUCGCUGUGUAGUCUGGUUCAGGACAUGGGAAAGUCUGUGCUGGUGGGGAACAUCAACAUGUGGGUGCACCGAAUGGACAACAUCCUGCAGUGGCAGCAGCAGCUAAACAACAUCCAGAUCAACAGGCCAACAUCAACAGGCAUGACACUGAUGGAGCUGCCUGCCAGUCUGCAGCUGAACAUCAUGCAGCGUCUGUCAGAUGGCAGGGACUUGGUCUGCCUGGGCCAAGUCUGCCCAGAACUAGGGGGGCUUGCUGAGGACCGUCUGCUCUGGAAAAGACUCUGCCAGUACCACUUCACAGACAGACAGAUCCGAAAGCGUCUGAUGGUGUCAGAUAAAGGUCAUCUAGAAUGGAAGAAGAUGUACUUUAAGCUGAGCCGCUGUUAUCCUCGCCGAGAACAGUACAGUGACACUCUGCACUUCUGCUCACACUGUCACAUCCUUUUCUGGAAGGACACAAAUCAUCCGUGUACUGCCAAUAACCCAGAAAGCUGCACCAUGGCGCUCUCCCCUCAAGACUUCAUCAACCUUUUUAAAUACUGAUGACCCAUCCUAAAUAUAGACUGAGUGUACAUAUUGUACAUAUACAUGUAUGUUUUGUUUCAUGUAUAUUCAGCUAAGGUGUAUCUCGAUGGUGAUCAGGCAGUGGGACAAAUAUGCAAUUGAGAUUUAGGUUUGUUUACUGUUAAAAGUAAGAGAUUGUCACUGUUAUGUGAGUAAAGGAGAGCUAAGGGAGGUUAGAACAAAAAUCCUUGCAAGAAGUGGGAGCAGUAUAAGUGAGGAAAAGUAGUUUGAAUUUGUUGUUGUGUAGUACAUUUAAACACAGGAAUUUGGAUGGUUAUUCAUGUAUGAGUAUGAAAAGUUCUGAUUUGUAUGUUUUGCUAAAGCUGACCACAUUGAUGGGACAGUGUUUAAAGCACAGACGGUUGUUUGGUUUGGCACUGCUACAUCAGAGGAGUCAAAUAUUAUAAAUAACUGGGUGUUAAAGCACCAUCAUGUUUUUUUUUUUAAAUUACUUUUUUCACUUUUAUAAGGUUUGAUACAUUUUUUUUUUUUUAAAUGUGUUUAUUUCUGCCGUGGCUGCAUUUUGCAAUCUUUUUUGCGUGAACUUCGUCCAACUCUGUGUGCCUUACUGCAAAACUUGAAACUGGUACUGAGUUAACUGAUAAAUUUCCAGAUGCUGUUUACUGAUCAUGAACACCAUCAUGUAUAUUAAUGGAUACCAAAGAGUGUGUGGCUGUGCGUGCGUGUGUAACAUCUUAUUUUUUCAAAGGCCUGCAUGAUAAACAACAUGCUACGUAUUUAUUAAAAUAGUGGUUAAGUAGCUCAGCUUGUUUGAAUUGGUUUUGAAAGAAACUCAGUUUAAUUUAGAAAUUUUCAGCACUGCUCAACCAAUUGAUGUACUGUACAUACUAUGUAAUACGUUCUGUAAAUGCUCUGUUGUCCAAAUAAAAUGUUUAGAAUUUGGA
Molecule: messenger RNA, 2141 nt
Organism: Corythoichthys intestinalis (scribbled pipefish)
Lineage: Eukaryota; Metazoa; Chordata; Actinopteri; Syngnathiformes; Syngnathidae
Gene: fbxo32
Product: F-box protein 32
Exons: 9
Coding region: 145-1215 (356 amino acids)
Biological process (GO): protein ubiquitination
Cellular component (GO): cytoplasm; nucleus; SCF ubiquitin ligase complex
Molecular function (GO): protein binding
Source: RefSeq, a predicted model, not a curated record